Cuscuta campestris is the source of this 892-nucleotide messenger RNA. The record is from the annotation of a GenBank genome assembly. Lineage: Eukaryota; Viridiplantae; Streptophyta; Magnoliopsida; Solanales; Convolvulaceae.
AUUACCAAAGGGGAUCUCUUCCUUUCUUUCUUAGGGAGGAAUUUUUAUUUACUUUUUAAUUGAAUUUCAAAACGAGCAUAACGAUGCAACCAAUUUUGAGCGUCCAUUUUCAGGGCAUUACCCAAAUCGCUGCUCUCUCGUCGUCAUCAGCGCGGCAGACGAAGAAAUCGAGUUUCGCAAAACCGGAGGAAGAAACACAGAUUCCCAAGUUCCGACCAGCCAGUUGAUUUCUUCUGAGUUUUUCGUUCUUCUUCCUCGGUUCGAUGUCGCUGAGAAUAAAAGCCGUGGUGGACAAGUUCGUGAAGGACCUGAAGGAGGCGCUGGAUGCGGACAUACAGGACCGGAUUCUGAAGGAGAGGGAGAUGCAGAGUUACAUCGAAGAACGUGAGCGCGAGGUCGCCGAGCGCGAGGCCGCCUGGAAAGCCCAGCUCUCCCGCCGCGAGGCUGAGAUUGCCAAACAAGAAGCAAGGCUAAAGAUGGAAAGAGAGAGCCUUGAGAAAGAGAAAAGUGUACUUAUGGGAACCGCCUCAUGUCAGGACAACCAAGACGGAGCUCUUGAAAUAACUGUCAGCGGGGAAAAGUACCGCUGCCUUCGCUUCGCCAAGGCAAAGAAGUGAUGAACAUCAACCUGUUUGGAUGUUGAAAUUAAGGUAUGGAAUUGGAAUUGUGGUUAGGAAUUUGCAGCUCUUUUGUUUGGACAAAUCAUUAUGGGUUUGAUUGAUUAUAGUCUCAUAUAAUUCUUUUCAAUUCCUAUUUGCGCCCCAGCCAAAUCUAGUGAUUAUAUUGUUUUUGUAUGUCAUGUGUAUAUGAUUAGAAAUGUUCACUAAGUGAAAGAAUGAUAUACAUCUUGGCUACCCAUAGUUGUUUAAACUAAUAAACUUUGUUUCUGAUA